CCACUAAAAUUGAUCAACACUGCAAAGUACAUUUGAUAUUUUACAGCACUAAGCAACAGCUGUUUUUCAUUGACUACAAAUAAAAAUCGUGCGGAAAAUUAAGCAUUUUCGGCUAAAAGUCAAUUCCAAACAUGGCCAAGAUUAUUAAGGCGUCCACAGGUUUAACCGGACUCGCCGUGUCCUCCAAUCCUCACCAUACACUGAGUGCCCUUUACGGAAAGAUCCUGCGGGCGGUGUCCAAGAUGCCACAGGAUGCCAGCUACCGGAAAUACACGGAGCAAUUGGUCAAACAACGCGCCGAUGCAGUGGCCCAAAACAAAGACAUCGUUGCCCUGGAGAAGGCCGUUGGCUGUGGUCAAGUGGAGGAGCUGAUUGUCCAGGCCGAGAACGAGUUGGUGCUGGCCCGCAAAAUGCUCGGCUGGAAGCCCUGGGAGAAGUUGGUCCAAACCGCACCUGCCAAGCAGUGGGACUGGCCGCCCGCCCAGAUCCUGGAGCCCAAAGUUUAGGCUCAAGCCUCAAGCUUUACACAUAGUACUAAUUAUUCUACAGCGAAUGGAAAUGAGAAGAGAGCAAUAAAGGCGUUGAUGAGCUGGUAGCAUUAUCAACAAACAAAA
Messenger RNA from Drosophila gunungcola (fruit fly), 614 nucleotides. It is a transcript of the gene ND-13B, whose product is annotated as NADH dehydrogenase [ubiquinone] 1 alpha subcomplex subunit 5. The record is from RefSeq and is a predicted model, not a curated record. Lineage: Eukaryota; Metazoa; Arthropoda; Insecta; Diptera; Drosophilidae. Gene Ontology annotation, biological process: respiratory electron transport chain. The transcript is spliced from 3 exons. The coding region runs from base 132 to 506 and encodes 124 amino acids.